Molecule: messenger RNA, 867 nt
Organism: Talpa occidentalis (Iberian mole)
Lineage: Eukaryota; Metazoa; Chordata; Mammalia; Eulipotyphla; Talpidae
Gene: TNFRSF18
Product: TNF receptor superfamily member 18
Exons: 5
Coding region: 1-867 (288 amino acids)
Biological process (GO): negative regulation of apoptotic process; positive regulation of cell adhesion
Cellular component (GO): plasma membrane; external side of plasma membrane
Molecular function (GO): tumor necrosis factor receptor activity; protein binding
Source: RefSeq, a predicted model, not a curated record
AUGUGCCGGCCGGAGGGUGCCCGGCAGCGGCGGGGCGGGAGCAGCCACUGGCCGGGGCAGAGGCACCGGUGGGGGCUGUCCACUCCCGGGGCCCGCAGCCUCCUAAAACCCGGCGCGGGCGCGGGCGGGCGCGGGGCCAUGGGCGCGAGGGCCGCCCUGUGCGCCCUGGCGCUGCUCUGCGCGCUCGGCCGGGCUCAGCGCUGCGGCCCGGGGCGCUGCCUGCUCGGCUCCGGGACGGACGAGCGCUGCUGCCGCUCGCCAGGCCCGGCCCAGGACUGCGCCUCCGAGGACACCGAGAACUGCUCCUGUCUGCAGCCCGAGUUCUACUGCGCAGACCCCCAGUGCAGCAGCUGCCGGCACCACCCCUGCCUGCCCGGCCAGAGGGCGCAGGCACAUGGGCGAUUCAUUUUUAACUUCGACUGCGUGGACUGCGGGCCAGGCACCUUCUCCCUGGGCCAGGAGGACCACUGCAGGCCGUGGACAGACUGCUCCCAGUUCGGGUUCUCCACUGUGUUCCCCGGGAAUCGGACGCACAACGCGAUGUGCAGCCCGGGGCCCCCGCCUGCUGCGCCUGCCAUGGCUGCCGACCCCCUGGCCCUGGCCAUCCUUGCCAUGGCCGCCUGCGCCCUGGCCCUGACCGCCGCCCAGUUGAGUCUGCUCCUGUGGUGGCUGAGGCGGCUGCGGCUCCCGGGUCACUGGUGCCCUGCACCUGUCGGGGAGGCCAGCCCCGGCCUGCUCACGGACGGCAGCCACCCCUCAGGGCCCCUGCUGCCCACCGAGGAUGCCUGCAGCUGCCAGUUCCCUGAGGAGGAGCGGGGGGAGCCGCUGGCGGAGGACAAGGGCCAGCCGGCGGACCUGUGGGUAUGA